This is a messenger RNA of Physella acuta, 4302 nucleotides long. RefSeq names its product serine/threonine-protein kinase tricornered. Gene Ontology annotation, molecular function: ATP binding; protein serine/threonine kinase activity. The record is from RefSeq and is a predicted model, not a curated record. NCBI's taxonomy places the organism in Eukaryota, Metazoa, Mollusca, Gastropoda, Physidae. Gene Ontology annotation, biological process: protein phosphorylation.
UUAAGACUAUGGGUAAAUCUGUUCCAAAUUGCUUACACUUUUUAACUUUUUAGUUCAUUCCUAUGGUGGAGUCAUCCUUGAAACUGAAAAAUAAUAAUAAUAUUCAUAAAAAUUAUUCAUAACUGGAAACUGAAAGUUGUUUACAUUUUUCUAGAUUCUAGGGGAUUUAGACAUCUGCAUAUUUUAUUCUUAGGAUUAUUUUUUAAACUGGUUACAGCCAACCGUUGAGAUUUGGAGACUUAAGAAUAAACUCCUAAAGGCCAGGAGUCGCCGCUCCAAAAUGGCCACAGUGGGAGAAAGUAUACAAAUCAGCAAUCACACGAUAGACAAGGUGACCAAGGCAAAAGUCACGUUGGAAAAUUACUACAGUAACCUCGUUUCACAGAACGAUGAAAGAGAGAGCAGGUACCGUCGAUUGGAAAAGACGAUGGAUGAAGAAGGCCUCUCGGAAGAACAGAAAAGUGAACGGCGGCAGCAACACGCUCUAAAAGAAACAGAAUUUCUUCGACUUAAAAGGUCAAGAUUGGGCGUGGAUGACUUCGAGUCACUAAAGGUUAUAGGGCGAGGAGCUUUCGGGGAGGUCCGGUUAGUACAGAAAAAAGACACGGGUCAUGUGUACGCCAUGAAAAUUUUACGUAAAGCUGAUAUGGUGGAGAAAGAUCAGAUAGCCCACGUCAGAGCUGAACGUGAUAUUUUAGCAGAGGCGGAUCAUCAGUGGGUGGUCAAGAUGUAUUACUCUUUUCAAGACACAGGCAGUCUGUACCUUAUUAUGGAGUUUUUGCCGGGAGGGGACAUGAUGACACUACUAAUGAAAAAAGAUACACUAACAGAGGAACAAACCCAGUUUUAUGUAGCUGAAACAGUGCUGGCCAUAGAUUCUAUACACAAGUUGGGCUUUAUACACAGAGACAUCAAGCCAGAUAAUCUUUUGUUAGACAAUAGGGGUCAUAUCAAGUUGUCAGAUUUUGGUUUAUGUACAGGCAUGAAAAAAUCCCACAGAACAGACUUCUACAAGGAUUUAACAUCGCAUUCUAAAAGUUCUAACUUAGGGAAAGAUUUUUGCAAUGGAAAUCCAAUGGACUCUAAAAGGAAAGCAGAAAGCUGGAAAAGAAAUAGGAGGGCAUUAGCCUAUUCAACAGUUGGAACACCAGAUUACAUAGCACCAGAAGUUUUUAUGCAGAAUGGUUAUUCCAGCUCUUGUGAUUGGUGGUCACUUGGUGUCAUCAUGUAUGAGAUGUUGAUUGGUUAUCCCCCAUUCUGCUCAGAAAACCCUCAGGAAACAUACAGAAAGGUGAUGAACUGGAGAGAAACUCUUAUCUUCCCUCCAGAAAUGCCAAUCUCUAAUGAAGCCAGAGAUCUCAUCAAAAGAUUCUGCUGUGAUCCGGACCACAGAAUUGGUGCAAACAGUGUUGAAGAGAUAACCUCACAUCCAUUCUUCAGAGGUGUUGACUGGGAACACAUUAGGGAACGACCAGCACUCAUACCAGUUGAUGUCAAAGGUAUUGAUGAUACAUCAAACUUUGAUGAUUUCCCUGAAAUUGACCUGAAGCUUCCUGCUUCCCAACAAAAUGAAGAAGAGUUCAAGGAUCCUAAAUACAAAGAUUGGGUUUUUAUCAACUACACGUUCAAAAGAUUUGAGGGCCUUACACAAAGGGGACCACGACCCCCACUACAUAAAAGCUGAGAAGACUAUGGCUUGUAGUAUGUGUGUUGAUGCAACUCUGUGGAUUGCUCUGGAUUUGAAACUUUUUCUUUUUACCACAAAUGUUGAAAUAUUAGAUGGCAAUGAACCUCAGUCAGCUGAUCCUGCAGGCUUACUUUUUAAAUUGGCCUAUUUCACUAGUUUGUGUACAUUGAAAUUGUUAAAUUUGAAAUCCACUAUAAAUUUUGUUUAACAUCUAAAAAUGAACUUGUAUGCUAGUUACAGUUGAAUAGAAGUUUCAUAUUUUGAAGACUAUCAUUGUAAAAAAAAACAAGUUUUAUAAUAGUUUAAUGCAUGGUAAAAUAAUUACUAAAACGAACACACUUCACCAAGGCAGUUACUUUUAGUUUUAAGAGUUUUUCAAAAAGCCUGAAGUCAAUAUUAGUAUUUUCUUACAUUAAUAAGCUGUUUAACUGAUAACCUGAAGUUUAAAACUAGCGAAUGGUCUGGUAGAGAUUACUUAUGUAUGUCAUCAUUUGUGGGCUUUGUUCACUUUGUACUGCUGGUAAGAAUUUUUAUGUCAAUUUGCUUUUAAAUCUUAUUAGAAUUAUGUGGGUUUAUCUUAUUUCUUUCUUUUGUCACUAUGCAUCAAACUAAAGAAUUAUUACUCCUUCUGCCUCUUGAUAUUUUUAGUUUCUGAAGCUAUUCUAGGGGUUAGUGUUGUACAGUUGUAUGAUUUGCUUGAUAUUUAUCAGAUUUUUUUUAAAAAUAGAAAGUUAUUUUCGUGUCAUUAAAUAUGUAAUGUUGAAUGUUACUGCUUGAAUGCUUGUUUUUCUUGCCUGAAAAACGAAUGUACCACAAUCUAGGUAUUUAAUAACCACAAUUUCACCAAAAAUAUUUUUUUAUCAGUUCUUUUAACUAGACCUACCUAAAGUGUACUAAAAUAUAAUUAAUACCAUGAGAUGUAAAAGAGGGUUAGCCCUAGAAUAUCUCGAAUUAUAAAAAGUUAUAUUGUUGAUUAAAAGGAAAAAGAGUAAAAAAAAAUAUUUAAAAUUGAACUAUAAACCAUUUAGUUUUUUUUGUUUGCUUUAAAGUUAAACACUGCUUAAACUGCUGUUAAAAACUUUCUUCAACCUAAAUAGUUCAUAAAAAUCAUCAUUUUUGUGUAUACAUUUUUUCCCUUACAUUUAGCUAGACAGCAAAAAGUGUUGUAUCAUGACCUAGAUAUUGUACAAGUGCAUCCAAUCAAGGCCGGGUGUGUAGUUUACUACUUGUUGUAUAUAUGCUCUUGUUAACACACCCUCUGUGAUAACUCUACAUGUUUAAUACAAAUCAAUUUUCAAACAACUAACUCCUUCACAUGAACACAGCCAUGAACAAGUUGAUAACCUCAAUCUUGACCAUGAAAAGAAAUUGUCAACAUGAAACCAACCCAGCCCAUACAAAAAUUUUGUUAGUGUUUUUUCUUGCUUCUUUACUAGCCUCCACCCAAAUGUAUUUCUGUGAUUGUCUAAGUUUAGCGUGUAUAUUUCCCAACAUUCCAUUUUACUCAUGUUUAGUCUAAUCUGCCUUUCAUGCAUGGUCUUGAAUUCUAAAUAUCUAAUGGAAAAGGUUAUAAAUUUAAAAAAAAAACAAUUUUCUACAAAAAUAAAAUUUGCAGUUAAGUAAAAAUUUGAAUGCUGAUUGAGUAUUAUCAAGUUUUUUUUAAUUAGAAACUUAAUUUGUUGUUGACAACAAAAAUGCUUUAAUUUGGUGUGGAAAUAUUCUUUGUAAUUACUGCUACUCUAUGUAAACAUAGGGCUACAAGUGUCACUUCCUUAAAAUGAAAUCCUUUAACGUCAGAUGUGUUUAUGCAAAUGCUUCACUUGACUGUAUAAAUGUAUACUGUGCUUGUUUUCUCACUUCAUGUUGCAUCUAUUGGCUUGAUGUCAAUUCAGCAUAAUUUUUGUUUCCUAAGUAUGAUUUUUGUCUCAUAGUCAUUACUUGUAACUUCACUUUGUUCAUUAUUCAUCUUUUUGAUUGGGAAUUCAAAAUUUGUUUUGUGACAACUCUCUAGUGAAUUAAAAUGAAAGCUGAGACAGCAUUGAUGGUGGAUAUUUAGAACCAGGUAUUUUUUUUCCUAGUAAUAUUGUAUUAUAACCACUUCUGAUAAGUAACCGUCUUUCAUUUGAAAUGAACUUUGCUAGCUUUGGAACAAAUAAUUGUUUUUGCAUUUGUUUAUUGGUUUAAAUCUUAACCAAAGUCUGCACAUCAUCAAUUUCCAACUGUUUGUCCUCUACUUACAUGUUGAUAAAUGUUCAAUAAGAAACUUUUAUCCCAGCAAGUCAGGUAAUUCUGUUUUUCCCCUAUUUGUGUUGUUGCCUCCCUUGUGUGCUGCAUUAUGUAAUGGCUUUGUGGCGAACCCAACCAGUAGAUAAUAUCCGACUUUGGUGUGAUAAAUAUUUCUGGAAUAUUUUAUUUGCUAACUAGAAUAUUAUCUGUACAUAAGAGAUGUUCAAAGCAAAUCGUUGUGAGACUGUUUAUCUUGUGAGGUUAUUGUUUUUAAAAAAAAAUUGAAGUAAAAAUGAAAUUGAAUGGUGGUAAAUGUUGCAGUCAACGGGAAAGAAUGUUUGUCAUUUCAUACCAAAUUUGCAUAUCAUUAAAUUAUUCUUUUGCGGAAA